AUAACAAACCAUGCACUCAAACCGACUAGGCAGGCGACACAGACGGAAGACAGAACAGAAACACUUCCCAAAAAUCGCAUCAUCGUCCCUUCACGUCACCAACUUCAACGAUCUUCAGUUAUUCAGUGUUUUGUCUGACCAUCCAUUAUCCCCAUUUUAGUUCACUUCGCGAAUAACUCAUUACACUACUCUCACUAGUAAAAGGAACCAAAAUCUUCGUGCUACCCCAAUUAGAUGGGGGCAGAGAAAGGGAAAGGAACCAAGGUGUCAGAUAUUCAGGACGAAGAUGACCUCGAUGAGGAACCUGGAGAGGUAAUCGAAUCAGCUCCGCCUCUCAAGGUCGGUGAGGAGAGAGAGUUCGGUAGUUCUGGUAUCAAGAAAAAGCUGCUAAAAAACGGUAUCUCUUGGGAAACUCCUGAGUUUGGAGACGAAGUAACCGUUCAUUACGUGGGUACUUUGCUUGAUGGGACAAAGUUUUGUUCCACAAGGGAUAAUGAUGAACCAUUGACUUUUAAGCUUGGUGAAGGUCAAGUGGCAAAGGGUUUGGAUCAUGGGAUUAUAACUAUGAAGAAGGGGGAAUGUGCAUUGUUCACAUUGCCUCCUGAUUUUGGUUAUGGAGCUGAAGGUCGUGAGGGCGUGCCACCUGAUUCAAUUAUACAAUUUGAGAUAGAACUUCAUUCGUGGAUCACAGUGGUGUAUAUAUGCAAAGAUGGUGGUAUUAUCAAGAAGAUUAUGGAGAAGGGAGAGAGCAAUGAACGGCCUAGUGAUUUAGAUGAAGUUCUCGUAAAGUAUCAAGCGGCGCUUGUUGAUGGGACUAUUGUUGCAAAAACUCCCAGAGAAGGAAAUGAGUUUUAUGUGAAAGACGAUCAUCUUUGUUCAGCAUUGUCAAAAGCAAUCAUAACAAUGAAAAGGGGAGAGAAGGUUAAGCUAAUUGUUCAACCUAAGUAUGCUUUUGGAGAGAAAGGGAGGGAUGCUACUGAUGGGUUCCCAACUGUUCCACCAAAUUCAGUAUUGAACAUUGAGUUGGAGUUGGUCUCUUUCAAGUCUGUUAUUGAUGUUACUGGUGAUUCUAAGGUAUUCAAAAAGAUUUUGAAAGAGGGAGAGGGUGUUCUUGUUGCAAAUGAAGGUGCAGAAGUAACUAUUAGCUAUAUGGCUAGGUUAGAAGAUGGUACUAUAUUUGAGAAAAAGGGAGUUGAUGGAGGGAAGCCAUUGGAAUUUAUCACAGAUGAAGAACAAGUGAUUCUUGGUUUGGACCGAGCGGCAGCAACAAUGAAGAAGGGAGAACAAGCAUUGUUGACAAUCAGUCCUGAGUAUGGCUUUGGAAGUGUUGUGGCAGAACGUGAUCUUGCAGUAGUCCCACCUUGUUCAAACCUAAUCUAUGAAGUUGAAAUGUUGGAUUUCAUUAAGGAUAAAGCCCCAUGGGAACUGAAUAGUCAUGAGAAAAUUGAGGCUGCAGGGAAAAAGAAAGAAGAAGGAAAUGUGCUAUUUAAAAGUGGGAAUUAUAAACGUGCAGGAAAAAAGUAUGAUAAGGCUCUGGACUGUGUCAGUGAAGAUGGACCCUUUGGGGAUGAUGAGCUAAAGCUAGUGAAAGCACUAAGGAUUUCUUGCUGGUUAAAUGGUGCAGCAUGUAGCCUCAAACUAAGUGAUUUCCAGGGGGCAAUCAAAUUAUGUUCCCAGGUACUAGAUCUCGAGUCCCACAAUGUGAAAGCUCUAUAUAGGCGGGCACAAGCCUAUAUGGAAACUUCAGAUUUAGUUUCAGCUGAACUGGACAUCAAAAAAGCUCUCGAGGCAGAUCCCCAAAACAGGGAGGUGAAGCUACUUCAGAAGACACUGAAACAACUCCAAGUUGAAAGCAACAAGAGGGAUGCUAAACUCUUUACAAACAUGUUUGCACGAAUGUCGAAAGACUCGUAUGUGCCCAUGAAGAAAUUGAAGGCUGAGAAAGCAGAGCAUGAGAAGAGUGAAGAAGUCGAAGCAAUGGAAAUGGAAUGUGCUGGUGAUAGUUCGACACCUUCCGGAGAUAGAAUGGCUAUUGAUUGGAGUUGAGAAAAUGUAUUUUAAUACAAGACGUAACCCAACAAUCCAAGUUUGAAAUAGCACUUCAUAUCUCUCUAACAAAAGGUUGAGGUCUACUGUUCAAAUCAGUACCUCCCCCUUGGCCUUGCUUACUUGUAAGUCAUACCACGAAAAGAGAAAGAAAAAACAAGUAUACCCAAUGUUAUAUUGUCAAGUCUUGUGACCUGAAAGAAACAGGGAUGAAAGAAAUGAAAUGAUGAUCCCGGUAUAAACAGGUGACCAGUACUGUUUUCAUAGAUUUCAUAAUAUUCAUGACAUUGAACCUUAAGUAAAAUCUUCCACCGUAUCUUUGUUUGUAUGUGUGUUUCUCGGUUGUUUGUUGUUUCUUGUACGCAGUUGGGACGAUUCGUCUUCUUUAGAACCGUGGUCCCUCCUCACCCACCCCUUUGGCUCGACAGGAAAAGUACAAAACAACAAGUAGUUUGUCCAUGUAGCUUCGAGAAACACGACUAUGGAGAAUGGACCUUUGGUUUUUGAACCUUACGCCAUGCGCAUGGUUACUUGGCAAAUCUAUUCAAUUCUAACGUCAAAUCUUUAGCGCCAACGCGUCACAGGUUUGCUCAAAGCUUGCUUUCGCUCAUUCUGCUGUCAAGUUUCUUCCUGGAUUUGAGGGGCCUCUCCCUUUUGAACUUGAAAC
Molecule: messenger RNA, 2713 nt
Organism: Durio zibethinus
Lineage: Eukaryota; Viridiplantae; Streptophyta; Magnoliopsida; Malvales; Malvaceae
Product: 70 kDa peptidyl-prolyl isomerase-like
Molecular function (GO): peptidyl-prolyl cis-trans isomerase activity; protein binding
Source: RefSeq, a predicted model, not a curated record